AUGCUUCUGUUGAGUUCUCCAUUUCCCCAUGCAAUCUUACGACUCAGGCAACCCAACAGUCACGAAUAUCAGCUCUCGUUCAUCGUCCAGCAGCUUUCAAUCGUGAAAUUGUCCAGCAGCUAUCUCGUUCAUCGUCCUUCAGAUCUUCAGCUCUCGUUCAGAAAUCGUCCAGCAGCUCUCGUUCAUCGUUCAUCGUUCUUCAGCUCUCGUUCAUCGAGAAAACGUCCAGUAGCUCUCAUUCAUCGUUCUUCAGCUCUCUUGUUCGAAGUCCAGCAGCUGGACAUUGCUCAACAUUUUAUGGAGAUUGAAAUGGAGAGCUUGAAUUCAGUUGUAGGCAGCAAUGAACAAAUUUACAUACCACAUGUUAUAAAUGCAUCGGACAGUGAUUUUGGGGAAGAUGGAAUGGACGAAGUUAGCUCUAUUCCUUUUGAAUCACCAGGUGGUGGUAUGUAUUGGAAACCUCGGGUUGAAGCUGAAGUUAAACCUUAUCUAAACCAAAGCUUUCGCUCACUAGAGGAUGGUAUAGAGUUUUACCGAGAGUAUGGACGUAAAAGUGGGUUUGAGAUCAGACGGCAUACGGAGAAGAAACAUGAGGACGGUACAGUUCUUCUUAAACACAUUGUUUGCAGUAGAGCUGGCAGCAAUGAAUCAAAGAUGGAUGUUGAUAUUGAUGAGUCUAGUAGCAUUUUGAAAAAGAGAAGGAGAACUGUAUCUAGUAGAUGUGGUUGCAAAGCUAAGGUCGUAUUUAAGUUUGAUGGUUUGAAAGGAUAUAAUGUUCUCUCAUUUGUUGAAGAGCAUUCUCAUUCUUUGGUCUCCGGUAGUGGGAAACAAUUUUUGAAGUCAAAUAGAGUUCUCGGUCUCGCACAUAAGAAACUUGUAUUUGAUGGAGCAAAAGCCAACAUGGGGCCUAACAAAACAUAUAACUUUGCUAAAGAGUUGUGUGGAAGUUAUUCUAAUGUUGGUGCUACUUGUACCGAGUUUAAAAAUUGGAGUAGGGAUGUGAAGCUUUAUAUUGGUGAUCGAGAUGCUCAAAUGAUCAUCGAGAAGUUCACGGCUAAGAAGGAGAUGAGUGAUGGAUUUUUCUAUGAUUAUGCAGUCGAUGAAGGUGGUCGAUUAACUCGCAUUUUUUGGGCAGAUGUUAUUGGUCGAAGAAAUUACGAUGUAUUUGGAGAUGUGAUAUCAUUUGACUCUACAUAUUCCACAAACAAGUACAACAUGAAGUUUGUUCCAUUUACUGGUCUCGACAAUUAUAAGAAGUGUGUUGUAUUUGCAGCAGGAUUGAUAGCUAAAGAGGACAUUGAUAACUAUGUCUGGAUUUUUGAGGUAUUCAUGAAAUGCAUGAUUCGCGAGCCAAAGUGUAUUGUUACAGAUCAGUGCCCUGCCAUGAAGCAAGCUAUACCAACUGUCUUUACAGAAGCACGUCACCGCUUGUGCAUGUGGCACAUAAUGAAGAAAUUUAACCAAAAGUUGGCAAAAUGCAUUUCGAAGAUGGAUGAUUUCAAGAGGAAGAUCAAUGCACUGAUUUGGAGUGUAGAUAUAGAUCCAGCAACAUUUGAAGUAGGUUGGAAAGAUGUUAUGAAAGAAUAUAAGCUUGAAAGUAAUGAAUGGUUGUGUGAACUGUAUAACAUUCGGGAGUCAUGGAUUCCAGCCUAUUAUGCUGAUGAUCCAUUGGCUGGUUUAUUGCGUACUACAUCAAUAUCAGAGAGUGAGAACAGUUUUUUUGACAAAUUCAACCGUAGAUCUGACACAUUGACAGAAUUUUAUCUCCGAUACGAGAGUGCUAUGGAGAAGCAAAGGCAUACAAACGCAAGAUUAAACUAUGAAGGAACGAAGUCGAUGCCAAGAAUGGACGGGCCAUUGUUAUUGGAGAGGGAUGCAGCAGAGUUGUACACUCGAACAAUGUUUUAUGAGGUACAGAAAGAGAUAAUGUCAUCCUGUUAUGAUAUGAGUAUCAACAGUAUAUCAGAAGAAGAUGGUGUGAAGAUUUUUUCCUUAAAGGACAAAAAGAGACAUGGAAAAAUAUUUGAGGUAAAACUUAAUAAUGGAGAUUGA
Molecule: messenger RNA, 2052 nt
Organism: Asparagus officinalis (garden asparagus)
Lineage: Eukaryota; Viridiplantae; Streptophyta; Magnoliopsida; Asparagales; Asparagaceae
Product: protein FAR1-RELATED SEQUENCE 5-like
Exons: 4
Coding region: 1-2052 (683 amino acids)
Biological process (GO): regulation of DNA-templated transcription
Source: RefSeq, a predicted model, not a curated record